Molecule: messenger RNA, 1262 nt
Organism: Linum tenue
Lineage: Eukaryota; Viridiplantae; Streptophyta; Magnoliopsida; Malpighiales; Linaceae
Source: the annotation of a GenBank genome assembly
CACUUGGCAGCCGGCCGGCCAGGCGCGCCAAAAUAGCCAGUGGAAAGCGAUCCCCUUCCGCGCGUAUCCAUUUUCAAUUCGCUCCUUCGCUGCAGCUGCAUCAUCAAUUUCAACUGCCUUCCCCAGGAGAAGAAUAAAAACAUAUGAAAAGGACAAGAAAAAAAAAAAACAACAAUAAAGGGGGAGAAAGCCGGAGAGGGACGCAAGCAAUCAUACACCGGAAGGGGAGAAGUGGUGAUUCGAAUUUCCGCCAUUGAAGCAAUCCCUGCUCUGCUCACCCAUCCUCUAUUUACCGCCUCGGCCUGCAAAUGAUUAUUGAAGCAUAGGGCUCCGCCAACAAGAAGAUUCGAGGUGCAAAAGGGGUAAAAAAAAGACCCAAACCAUGAAGUCGUUGCUGCCCAAGGUUUAAGGCAUCGUAGGCUUUGGUGUUGAAAUUGGGGGAAGAGAAACGGAAAGGAAAGAGAGAAAUGGAAGUUGAUGGAGUGUAUGCUUCAGUUGAUCCCACUGUCGUCCGAUCAAUUCCGAUACAGUCACGCCGGCAGAGAGCUUUACAUCAAUUCACACAGCAGACUCUCCCAGCUUGUAAGCCUGUACUGACACCAGCAUCGGUGAUUACAACAUUUUUCUUGUUGGGCCUUAUUUUUGUGCCUGUUGGAUUUAUCACUCUUCGUGCUUCUCGUAGUGUCGUUGAGAUUGUGGAACGGUAUGAUGCAGAUUGUGUGCCCGAGGAAUUUAGAGGCAACAAGAUGUCUUAUAUUGCAGACAGUUCUAUUCCAAAAAAUUGUUCCAGGACGUUGAAGGUGCCCAAGAAUAUGAAAGCCCCAAUUUAUGUUUAUUAUCAACUUGACAACUACUACCAGAACCACCGAAGCAUUUGUCUUUUGUCCACACUAUUUGAUUUGGUGAAAGAUUUCCAGCUAAGCGACCAAGAGGAUUUUAUUGUAUGGAUGCGCACAGCGGCCCUUCCAAGCUUCAGAAAGUUAUAUGGGCGAAUCGAAGUGGAUUUAGACAUGGACGAGGAGAUAACAGUGGACCUAAUGAACAACUACAAUACAUAUAGCUUUGGUGGGAAGAAGAAGAUUGUGCUUUCGACCACGAGCUGGAUCGGUGGAAGGAAUGACUUCAUUGGGUUUGCAUUCAUGUUUGUUGGCUCAUCGUCAAUACUCCUGUCACUGGUCUUCAUGCUGCUUCACGUCAAGAACCCCAGGACUUAUGGAGACGCUGCUUACUUGGCCUGGAACAAAAAGGGCAUUUCUGGUUGA